AUGGCUGUCCACUGUGCUGAGGACACCUCCAGAAGGCCGGCCUCCGCCGUCAUCAUCCGCAGCAGCGCCGGCCCUGCUCGCGAGUUUGCGCUUUGCGAGGUGGAGGUGCAAGUGGCGCCUGUUCCUUGCGACUUGCUCUUGGACAAGGGCUGGACCAUCCAUGGCCGUGUUGUCCUGAUCUUCCCUCCAGGCGAGGCAAGCCGAGCAAAGUUGGAGGAUGCGGGUGAAGCAUGCGAGAGAGCAGGUGGCAGCUUCGUUGAGACUCGAAGCCGUCCAGGACGAGCUCUUUGUGUUGAGGCAGCAUGUGCCCCUUCCAGAUGCCUGGAGGAGUUCGAUACUGAGGUCGAGAACUUCGCACCUUUGACCGUACUCGGCCUUUGGAACCACGAUUUGGAACGAGUAGCUGAUGAGUGCGGUGAUUUGGGUCACUCCAAGGCCCGCAUGUUCGAGGCCACUGUCAUGAUCUACAACGGCGGGCAUCCGGAUGUGGGAGGGUCGCAGAUGACCACGCACUGGUGUCUCAACCUCAUGGACUCCGUGCUGCCAGUAAGCCUCCUUUCGUGGCCGCACAACAGCGUGAAGGAGAGCAAUGAUGUGACCGUGUCGAGAAGCCGCUCGGCCGGGCAAGUUUCCCGCCUCCCAGCUACCAUGUCAUGCUCUACUGCGCUGGACGCCACAGCCACGCACCAAGAGCAGAGAUGGUCCUUGGCCACAAGUGCCCCGUUGCUGCAUGACGUGUGGGCCAAAGCUCGUGAUGUCGAGCUGACCCGCUUCACGUAUCACGUGCCUGGACGGACACUGGGCCCGUUCCUUCGCGCCCAGUCGUCGCCCACACCGCACCGAAUCGUCGCAGAUAAAAGCACCAAAGAGCUGUUUGAAGCGUGUGCUUCACGCGAGGAGGAGGUGUACUUCUAUUCUGGCCUCGCCGAAGGUGCAGGUGGAUUGAUCCACGAAGACGUCCAAAAUCUAGUGAGGACCUUCUCCGAUGCUGUGCGCGCAGUGGCAGCCAAAAGCCUUGAGGCGAAAGCAAACGUUUGGAUCUCCUGUCCUUUAACUGGGGCAUCUGCCCAUUACGACAUGGGUCACAACGUGGUGAUUCAGAUAUUUGGUGUUAAAGCCUUCGAUUUGUUGCCGCCGUCUUCCUUGCAGACGCUGCCCAUACCACCGACUGGACACCCCUAUGCUCGCCAGGCGAUGAACGACACAGGAUCUACGUUCUCAACUAUCACGUUACAGCCUGGCGAUGCGCUGUACCUUCCUCCCCUGUGGGCACAUCGCACGUCCUCUGGCGCAGAAGGCUUGGUUGUUGUUCACUGA
Symbiodinium necroappetens is the source of this 1317-nucleotide messenger RNA. Lineage: Eukaryota; Dinophyceae; Suessiales; Symbiodiniaceae. The record is from the annotation of a GenBank genome assembly.